Messenger RNA from Lingula anatina, 1475 nucleotides. RefSeq names its product glucoside xylosyltransferase 1. NCBI's taxonomy places the organism in Eukaryota, Metazoa, Brachiopoda, Lingulata, Lingulida, Lingulidae. Gene Ontology annotation, molecular function: UDP-xylosyltransferase activity. The record is from RefSeq and is a predicted model, not a curated record. Gene Ontology annotation, biological process: protein O-linked glycosylation via N-acetylgalactosamine.
UUGGCACUGGAGACCUCAGUAAAUAAACGUGGCCUGACGGACUGCUGCUACAGAAUGCACAGUUUUAAGUUGUGCUGGUUAAAAAAUGUUCUUUAAGAUUAGCAUUCUGGUACUGUCUGUAUCUGUCGUCGUUUAUUAUGUAUAUUUCCAUCAUCAGAUAAAGGAAAGUGAGGAAGGAGUCACCGAUUUCCUGUCUGGAGAAGAAGAUGAAGUAGUCGAAAUAAAUGCGACGCAAGAGUCUGCCCAGGAAGAUGAUAUUGCUGGAAACCCUCAAGCACCUGAUGUACCAAGCAUGCACCUUGCAGUAGUGGCCUGUGGGGAUAGACUUGAGGAGACACUAGUCAUGAUCAAAUCUGCUCUUAUUCUCUCUAGAGAUGUGAUUAAGGUCCACAUAUUUGCAGAAUAUGAUCUUCAUCUAGGUUUCAAACAACAGUUGGACAAGUGGCUAGCAGCCUCACAGGGCACAUUUACUUACCAGCUUUACCCUAUCACAUAUCCAGAAAAUUACAAUGUUGAAGAAUGGAAGAAAGUAUUCAAACCUUGUGCCACUCAGAGGUUAUUUUUACCAUAUGUCAUGAAAGACGUUGAUUCUUUGCUGUAUGUGGACACAGACAUUUUAUUCAUGCGCCCUUUUGAUGACAUCUGGAGCUUUUUCAAAGAGUUUAACUCCAGCCAUAUAGCAGCCCUUGCACCUGAACACAUGGAUGGAGCAGCAGGCUGGUACAAUAGAUUUGCUAUGCAUCCAUACUAUGGACCUCUGGGAAUGAAUUCUGGUGUGAUGUUGAUGAACUUGACCAGAAUGAGGAAGUUUCCAUGGAUAGAACUGGUCACAAAAUUUUAUGAGGUGUACAAGCUUAAUAUUACCUGGGGAGAUCAAGACCUCAUAAAUAUUGUAUUCCAUUUUCACCCAGACAAACUGUUUGAGUUAACAUGUGAUUGGAAUUACAGACCAGACCACUGCAUGUACAUGAGCGUGUGCAAAGAUGGAGAAAAAGAGGGUAUUUCUGUUGUCCAUGGUAAUAGAGGAGUGUAUCACAAUGACAAACAGCCAGUGUUUAAAGCAGUGUAUGAAGCCUUUAAACAGUAUAAUAUUGGAGAUGACCUCAGGUCUGGCCUUUUACAGCAAAUGAGGGAGAAUAUUGACAAAGGACCAAAAAGUAACUGUGGAGAUGUCAAACACAUUUUCACCAAACAGUUAGAAAAACAAGUAACACUAUUUGAAGAGAGAACGAAGUAACAUUGCUAAAUGAAGGAAAUAUACUGCAUUUAUUUAGUUGUCUUUGCAGGAAGUACAAAUGUAGCAGGAUGAAAUUUUACAAAAUGAUUUUGUAUGUGUAAUGGAGGAUGACAAGAAAUUGUUCUUGAAAUGGUGGUUAGAAGUUUUGUUUUUUUAUAUUUGAAUAUAUUUUUACAUGUACUGCAUUCCAUUGAAAGUCCAAUAAAAGAUGACGAUUACAUAAAGUGAUUGUUCAUAU